AUGAUAAACGGUAGACCUCGUAAAAAUAAAGGACCGUGUGUAAUAUGUGGUAAAGAAAAUGACAACGAAAAGUUCAGGCAGUUAACACCAAGUUUGUUUCAAAAAGCCUUAAAAAGUCCUGGAUUUCAAGAUUUAGACGUAAACCUUAAGUUAUAUGAUCAGCUUUGCGGAAGACAUUACAAUAAAUUGGUUGUAUUUGAUAGGAAUACUUCAAAAUCAAGUAGAAAACCUAUGCAUGAAGUUGAUUUAUCGUAUAAUGAAAGUGGGAAUAAAGCAAAACGGGUUUGUUUAUCACAAGAAACCUAUGAAAAUUUAUUAAAUAGUGCCUCAAGUGUACCACAACUUGAACAAGAAAUAUUAGAACUAAAGGAAAAAGUGAACGACUACAUACAAUUCUCUGAGUAUUUUAAUGAUCAAAUGGCACGAAUGACAAAAGUUCUUUAUCAAGAAGGAAAUUUUCCAAAGCUAAAUGCUGCAGAUUUUGUUAAAUUAAUUGAAAAUCAUGAUCCAAAUCUUCAAGGAUUUUUUGACACUUUAUACAAUGCAAUGAAUCCUAAAGGAAAAAAUAAGAGGACUCAGGAAUGCUUAAAACAAAAAAUUAUGCUACUUUGCUAUCAAAUGGCAGGACUACGAAAUAAACAAUCCAACAACCUUUUAAUUGCAUGUAUAGAUGAUUAUCACAAUCUCCAUGGAACCUGUAUUCCAUCGGUAAAUUCUACUUCACAAAUAUCUCAUAUGGCGACUAUUUUAUUUAAUACGACCCAAGCUCCACCUAUUCCUUAUUAUACUGAUUAUCAUUUAGCCAUUCACAAUCCCUGCGGUGUUGAUGCUUCAAUUUUAAGGAACGUUUGUCAAGAAUUUAUGCUAACAUUGGCUAAAAGUUACAAUUCAGAAAAAUCAAGUUGGAACUGGGCAUCAGACCUUGUAGUAGUAGAUGAGACAGAGAUUAUCGAAAGGUUGACAAUUCACUCAUACGAUUCUGACAUUUCUGAAAAGUAUCAACGAAAAUUUAAUCAAACAAAACUAGUGGAUUGUAUUGAAUUGGAUUUAAAAAAUACAAAAAAUUACAUACAAGCCGCUAAUACUUUUCUAAGAUUGCCGGAAACCAAGGAAUAUCUUAAAAUGUUUGUCAUUCCUUUUCCAGCAGAUUUUCCGGGUCAGCUGUUUAUAAGAAGAGCCGUUACAAAAAGAUUGAAAAUGGAAGCAGGAACUGAACCUGAACCCGAAUUGGAAUCAUCCAUUCCAAAGGAAAUUAUGCAUCUAGUUCCUUUUUUAGGUCCCCUCCACGUUUCACUUAACACACGAGAAUCGGUUAUGAUUAUAUUUCACUCUUUUUUUGAUUAUAUGUACAAAAUAGUCUUCAAUAAAAAACAAAAACUUGCAGCAAAACCUAAGCCAUGGCGCAUUAAUCUGCUAUUAUACUUGGCUCAUGAAGGCCGGUUAUUAAUUAAAAAUUGUGUAUUAAAAAGAUUUGCCAUGUCUAAAGAUAUUUCGUAUGUUACAUUUCUUGAUCUUCUAGAUAAUUUAGUGCCCUCAACCCUAGACAUAUAUUCAAACUUAUUUCGAAGCAAUUAUUUGGAAGAAUAUAUUAGUACAAUAUUUCGGUUGUGGACUAUUAUGCGACGAUUUCAGUGGCAUAAUUAUGACAAAAUUAUGCUAGCUUUUUUGUCAGAUAUUCACUAUUGGAAAAAAAUAAAUCACCCAAUAAUCCAUACCUUAAAAACGCAUUUAAAUACUUUUGAUGAAUAUCCUGUAGAGAAUUAUCAUAGCAUAUUACGUCGUCAUACAAAUGCAAAAGUAUCUACAGGCAAAUCUUUAAGGCGAGAUGCAUUAUUUCUUGAUCAUUGUCGUCAUGAAAACUUAUUUGUAAAAUCAUUUGAGCCAACACGAGAUUAUCCUUAUACCAAAAAGGAUCUUGAUAAUUUAGUAAAGCUGACGGCUAUUUUUCACUUGGAUUUUUUUGAUAACUUAUGGAAAAAUCCUGGACGCACAGAAUUAAAAAAGGAAGGAAAAAAAAUAAAAAAAGAUUUUUAUUACUUUCCUGGUAUUAAAUCACAAUUUUCCUCAAAAGCUUUGCCAUUAGGAUAUCAUUCAAAAAAAUGGCCAUCAGCUAAUAAAUUAUGUGAUCGUUUGGAAUGCACAGAUCCAUCAUGGAUUGAUGGUAUGGUGUUAAAUUGUGGACAUGGGUAUCAUGAAACAUGUUUUCGAACUUUAGGCUUAAAAUGUCCACAUUGUUUUAAAUAUCUUUCUGAUUCAAUUGAUGAAUUAUCACAAUCUUAUAACCAAAGGUUGCAAAUGGACGAAGAUAUUAAAAAAUGGGCAGAUUGUGAAAGUGAAAAUCAUGAAUCAUGA
Rhizophagus irregularis DAOM 181602=DAOM 197198 is the source of this 2352-nucleotide messenger RNA. Lineage: Eukaryota; Fungi; Glomeromycota; Glomeromycetes; Glomerales; Glomeraceae. The record is from RefSeq and is a predicted model, not a curated record.